ACAACUCUAAUGUCAGUUUAAUAAAAUUGAAAUACUUUUAAGCGUUUAAUAUUGUUUUUGUGUGCUGCCGCAACUUAGUUUUCAUACAAAAAGAUCUAAUAAAUAAUUUCACCGAACCGUCAGGGAAGCCGCGCGUUAUUUACGCAACAAUAGAACUAGCCAAAUCAACAAUAACAACAACAACAACUGCAGCAGCAACCAGAGGCAGAGGCAGAAGAAGAAGAAGAAUAUCAACGAUAAAACAACAACAAUAAGAACAAGAACGAACGAAUAACAAGAAGACGGACACAAGGCACACAAAAAUCUCACAAUCAUGGCGAACAUGGCAGUAUCACGUAUCAAGCGCGAAUUCAAAGAAGUAAUGCGCAGCGAGGAGAUUGUGCAGUGCUCGAUCAAAAUUGAGUUGGUCAACGACAGCUGGACAGAGUUGCGCGGCGAGAUUGCCGGUCCGCCCGACACGCCCUACGAGGGCGGCAAGUUUGUGCUGGAAAUCAAAGUACCCGAAACAUAUCCUUUCAAUCCACCCAAAGUUCGCUUUAUCACCCGCAUUUGGCAUCCGAAUAUUUCGUCAGUGACUGGCGCCAUUUGCCUGGACAUUCUAAAGGACAAUUGGGCAGCGGCGAUGACGUUGCGAACUGUGUUAUUAUCGCUGCAGGCUCUGUUGGCCGCUGCCGAGCCGGAUGAUCCGCAGGAUGCGGUGGUCGCCUAUCAGUUCAAGGACAAGCACGAACUGUUUCUGCUCACUGCCAAGCACUGGACAAAUGCCUAUGCUGGUGGACCGCACACGUUUCCCGAUUGUGAUUCAAAGAUACAGCGCCUCAAGGAUAUGGGCAUCGAUGAGCAUGAUGCACGGGCUGUGCUCUCCAAAGAGAAUUGGAAUCUGGAGAAGGCCACAGAGUGUCUAUUCAGUUAGCUUUACAGCAGCAGCAGCAACAUCACAACAACAGCAACAGCAACAAUACAACAGCAGCAACCACAACAAUAUAAUAGAAAAUUCUAUAAUUCACUUAAAUGAAACAUACAAAAUACAAUCCAAAAUUCUAGUAAACAGCUGCCGCAGCAAGCCACAAUCAAUCAAUCAACAACAACAACAACAAAAACAACAGCGUGCAACAUGCAACAAUGUUUAAUUCAAAAUAAUUCAAUUUAGCAAACUCUGACUUUAUUUAUUGAAAUUUUAUUAUUAUUCUUGCUUUUUUUUUGUUUGUUAACAUUUCAUUUCAAAAUUCAUUUGCUGUGUGUAAUUUAAGUUUUUUUCAACCGCAACAACUGCUGACUUAAACUGGCUCUCACUUUUAUCCAGCUUUUUUCCCCCAAACAUUUUCUUCACAUCCUUGAAAAAUUCUAUCAUUUUUGCCAUAAACAAAUCUUUUCGUUUAUAUUUAUAGAAUAAAAAAAGUGAGUGCCAGUUUAGGCCACAAUUGUUCUUAUUAUUUUUGGAGUGCAGCUACAUAUAUAUAUAAACGGAUAUAUAUAUAUAUAUAUAUAUCUGUUUAUUGUGUUUUGCGUAUUCCUGCUACAGGUUGAGCCUAAGGCCUCCCCAAACAUUUGAAUAUGUUAUGUAAUAGAACCCAGGGUUCCGUUUUGUGCAUCCGCAUUUAUUGUUAAGCAAAAAAAAAA
Molecule: messenger RNA, 1620 nt
Organism: Drosophila innubila
Lineage: Eukaryota; Metazoa; Arthropoda; Insecta; Diptera; Drosophilidae
Gene: Ubc4
Product: ubiquitin-conjugating enzyme E2-22 kDa
Exons: 3
Coding region: 314-913 (199 amino acids)
Biological process (GO): proteasome-mediated ubiquitin-dependent protein catabolic process; protein polyubiquitination
Cellular component (GO): nucleus
Molecular function (GO): protein binding; ubiquitin conjugating enzyme activity
Source: RefSeq, a predicted model, not a curated record